Molecule: messenger RNA, 1680 nt
Organism: Agrilus planipennis (emerald ash borer)
Lineage: Eukaryota; Metazoa; Arthropoda; Insecta; Coleoptera; Buprestidae
Product: granzyme-like protein 1
Exons: 3
Coding region: 35-610 (191 amino acids)
Biological process (GO): proteolysis
Molecular function (GO): serine-type endopeptidase activity
Source: RefSeq, a predicted model, not a curated record
AAAUAACAUCAAUUGUAAGCAACAAAUCACAGACAUGAAAUUCUUUGUUUUGUUUUUAACUGUGUCCGCUGUCACAGGUUCGCCUUUAACUGAAGAAAUUUCUCAAUAUCGCUUUAAAAGAAAGAUUACUGUUGACCUAACUGAGUUUCCGUACCAUGUUCAACUGGUGUACAAAUAUAAUGUUCCCCUAAUUACGAGAUGUGGUGGGGUUAUAAUUUCCGAAAGCUAUGUACUGACCACUGCCAACUGCGUUAGUAUGUCACCUAUAGCAAUAAUUACUGGUAUUCAGCAAAUGAAUGAAAUUUCGCCUUUUAGACAAAUGGGAAAAGUAAAAAAGGUGAAGAUUCACCCCUCAUACAGUAGUGUUACCGGAACUUACAACAUUGCAUUAAUAAUGCUCGAAUUUCCCUUGACAUUCAAUUCAGCUGUAAAUAAAGUUGAACUACCGCCAACUUCGUAUAAACUAAAGGACAUUGCGCAACAAAUAGCAUGGGGACGGCGAUUAUUAUUUUCUCUUAAAUACACAUUAGAAGUUACGGGAAAACAACUAACCAGUAAGUGCAGAUCAGCUAUUUCAGACACACUAAACCAAAACAACUCAACUAAUUAACGAAAGGACUAAGACAUUCACAGACGGCAUUAUUUGAAGCGGUUUUGAUAUUUGGUCUUGAUGGUUUAGAAUUUGCUUUUCCUUCUUCGGUGAGUAUGUAGAUGGGCUUCAUCUAAGUUUCGGAUAGACAGAUGGUUUAUUCUACUUAUCGCCAGUUGCUGUGGUUGUUUGGAAUUUUCUGGGAAUGUGGUAAUAGCUGAAUUCCUUCGUUUAGGUUGUGCUAAUACAGCCAUACUGUCAGGGGAAGGCAGCUGGGUAAACGCCCAAAGCGGCAGAAACGGGGAGCGGCAAAAUUUAGAGCAUGGAGAGAAAACUCAUAAAAAUUAGAGUGCUCAGCAACCCGACGAAAUCAUUUUCUCUAACUUUUCCUUUUUUAAAAAUUGCUAUUUUAGCUAGAGAGUAUAAAUUCGUAGAUGGACCAACAGAUUUUAAAAUGCUGUCUUCUAAUUCCCUUAAUGCUGUCACCUAGCAAGCAGCUAAGCAUUAAGAAAAAUACGAAAGAAGUAACCAACUCUUUUGAGCAGACGAAAUGUGAUGAUCGUUCAGGAUUUUUGAGUUGAGAAUACAAGGAAAUUAUCUCGAUUCUUUUACCGAUUUUAAAUUUCUUAAUUAGCAAACCUUUUCGUUUCGAUUAUGUAUCACAAACAUUUUUCACCUACUUUGAGAAAAGUAAUUGUUUUCGAUGGUUGGUAUGUAUGUAAUAUAAUAUUUUUUGAAGGAUAUCCUUUUAUCCUACAACAAGACGUUCCAGGGGAUUCCCCAAGGUGAUUCGCUUAUCUGUAUAAACAAAAAUUCGGAUUUUAUUUUCUCAUUAGUUUAACAUAGUUUUCUGGAGACUCCUGGUAAUAAUGGUCUGUACUGGAGACCCAUUUCUGUCACAUUUCGGUGUUAAGGUAUAAGUACUCGUUUAUAAGCCCCAGUAGACUAAUAUGUCAAUAUUAUACAAUUUCAAUAAUAUUGCAUAGAUACACACAUAGUAAUAACAGGCCCAUGACAUAUAAAACAUCAUUGUACAGUCUAUUUCAAUUUGUUAGAAUUGUGACCUUGACGAAAUCUGCGCGAAAAUAGAA